AUGUCGUCCGAACCCGCCACCUCGGCGGCCACCGGCCUCAAAAUCACCAGCCCCCGCCUGACGAUCCGCACCGCCGUCCCCUCAGACGGCGAGGCUCUCGUGGCCUACUUCAGCGACCACGCCAAUUUCCCCUGGCCGGUUGAGGAGGAUCUCACCCUCGAGAAGAUGCUGCCACGAGUCGACAAAUGGGCAGAGGCAACGGCAAAAGGCAGCAGCGCUUUCAUGGUCAUCACCCUGCGCGAGACGGACCAGCUCAUUGGCUUCGGCGGUUUCAACAGCCUGCCUCGGACAGAGCCCCUGAGCGACCAGCCCCCCUGGAAGAUCAGGAAAGGCAGCAGAGAGGGAACGGUGUUGGCGGCUGAUGUUGGCGUCAGCAUUGAUCAUCAUUACCAGCGAAAGGGUUAUGCCAGGGAAGCAGUCUGUGCUGUCGUGGAGCAUGGCUUUGAAAAGUUUGGAUGCGCCUAUGCGCAUCUUGACACACAGAAGUCGAAUGAGCCUAUGAAGGCGUUGAUGAGUGGUCUCGGGAUAGAAGGCGUUGAAGGCGAUGACAGCGAGCCCUUGGAGGAUACUGCUUUCAGCUUUGCGUCGAAGGCCAUUAACUACAAUGUGGACAGAGAAACCUGGAUCAGCGUGAGAGAAGAGUUAGAAAAGAAGGGCGCUUGGCCAUUUCCGUCGCAACUCAGCUUUGGAGAUGCAUCUCUUGGCGAUCUCUUGUGGACAAAAAAGGGCAGGUGUCUCUUCCAUGCCGAUGCAGGUCACGGCCAGGUAUGCGGUCCACUCUGCAGCCCCGGGGUGUUCCAUGCUGAGAAGGACCACCACAGCAACCUUGAACUCCGAGAGACAAGGGAGAUAGGAAUAGGCGUUUUCACAAAGCAAGCCAUUCCCAAAGGAACGGUGCUGGGGUUAUACAGCGGCGCAUUGCGCCUCUAUGACCAGCUUUCCCCGGCGCAGAAGCGGUACUCUAACUUUCUCUUCAAGCACCCGCAACACGGAGAGCUUUACCUAGACGCAUCGGCUGGGGGCAACUGGACGCGGUUCCUGAACCACUCCUGUGGGCCGAAUUGCUCGUUCGCGAGGGCGCUGCGCUGCGGCCACACGAGGGUCAUCUACGUGCGCGCCAGGCGGCAGAUCCAGGCCGGCGAGCAGCUGUUUGUGGACUACGGCAGGGACUACUUCCAGAGCCUGGAAUGCAAGUGUCGCUCCAAGGACUGCCGAUCUGCGACAUCUCGAGGUAAGAGGAAGAGGGUCGAUGAAUUUGAGUAUGAGAGGUUGUUUUCGGAUGAGUACCGGGAGACUGGGCGAGCUGCCAACCCACGGCGAGAAGGCCUCAGGGCCAAGGUUAAAGUGCGGAAGCUGACAUAA
Messenger RNA from Diaporthe citri, 1362 nucleotides. RefSeq lists its product as uncharacterized. Lineage: Eukaryota; Fungi; Ascomycota; Sordariomycetes; Diaporthales; Diaporthaceae. The transcript is spliced from 2 exons. Gene Ontology annotation, molecular function: acyltransferase activity, transferring groups other than amino-acyl groups; protein binding. Bases 1 to 1362 code for a protein of 453 amino acids. The record is from RefSeq and is a predicted model, not a curated record.